Molecule: messenger RNA, 1670 nt
Organism: Quercus lobata
Lineage: Eukaryota; Viridiplantae; Streptophyta; Magnoliopsida; Fagales; Fagaceae
Product: cytochrome P450 94A1-like
Exons: 1
Coding region: 35-1555 (506 amino acids)
Molecular function (GO): monooxygenase activity; heme binding; iron ion binding
Source: RefSeq, a predicted model, not a curated record
UUGAAUUCUUAUCUGUUUGUCUCUACCAAAUUCUAUGGAGUUCUUCUCUGUCCAAACUUUCAUCUUCUUCUUUCUUCUUUCUCUGUAUCUUUACUUUCACUUUAACUCUUCCAAGAAAAAACCCAUAAAAAAAUCAGGCUUCAAAAUCUACCCUAUCGUUGGAACUUUGCCUGAAUUCUUGAAGAAUAGGCACCGUUUCCUUGACUGGACGACAGAAACUCUAAGCAAUUGCCCCACAAACACUGCUGUAAUUCGGCGUCCAGGCAAGGUCCAUGGCAUCAUCACAGCCAAUCCAUCCAACGUUGAACACAUGCUCAAGACCAACUUCGAAAACUACCCAAAAGGCAAUCGUUUCAUAACCCUUCUUGAAGACUUUCUUGGCCGUGGAAUCUUCAACUCUGAUGGUGAACUCUGGAAGCUCCAAAGAAAAACAGCAAGCUACGAAUUCAACACCAAAUCUCUCCGCAACUUUGUCAUGGAAAACGUCACCGUUGAGAUCAAUACAAGACUAGUUCCUAUUUUAACAAAAGCCUCGGAAACACAACAAGUCUUGGACUUACAAGAUAUUUUGGAACGAUUUGCGUUUGACAAUAUAUGUAAAUUGGCUUUCAACGUCGACCCAAGUUGUCUCAGUGUUGAUAAAACAACCACUAGUGCUGCUGAGUUCAUGCGGGCUUUUGAGGAUGCUACUAUGCUUAGCUCUGGGAGGUUCAUGUAUGCCAUACCAUUUCUUGGAAAAGUCAAAAAGUUUCUCAAUGUUGGAUCAGAGCGAAGGCUAAAAGAAUCAAUCAAAAUCGUCCACAAAUUUGCAGACAGUAUUAUAAGGUCAAGAAUGGAUCAAAACGUUGAUAGAGAAGCAGACUUAUUGUCACGCUUUAUCUCAAACGAAGAAAAUUCACCAGAAUUUCUUAGAGAUAUUGUCAUAAGCCUUAUUCUAGCAGGACGUGACACAACCUCUUCUGCUUUGACCUGGUUCUUUUGGCUCUUAUCAUCGAAUCCAAACGUCGAACAAAACAUAUUGAAAGAGCUUGAAACAAUCCGGGUUCAUAACAGAAAAUACAUAGGCGAAACAUAUAGUUUUGACGAGCUCCGUGACAUGCAUUAUCUACAUGCAGCAAUCUCAGAAGCUCUAAGACUUUACCCACCUGUACCAAUCGAUACCAAAGCGUGUUUAAAAGAUGAUAUAUUGCCAGACGGCACUUUUGUUACAAAGGACUGGUUUGUGUCUUACAAUACUUAUGGUAUGGGGAGGAUGGAAAGCAUUUGGGGGAAGAAUUGUUACGAGUUUUUUCCUGAAAGAUGGAUUGAGGAUGGAGUGUGUAAGCAAGAGACCCCGUUUCGGUUUCCGGUAUUUCAUGCUGGGCCGAGAAUGUGUCUUGGGAAAGAUUUGGCGUAUAUUCAGAUGAAGUCCAUUGCUGCGUCAGUGAUAGAGAGGUUUGGAAUGGAGGUGGAGAGUAGGGACAAGGUUCCCGAGCACUUGUUGUCUUUGACGUUGAGGAUGAAAGGUGGGCUGCCCGUGAAGGUGAGGCAAAGAUGUGUUGAUGAGAUUAAGUGAUCUGCAAUCAUAUAGUAUUCUACUUGUAGGUGGAGAUAUGUACUUUUCUUCUUCUUCUUUUUCUUUUUUAUUUUUUCACAUUUGUAUACUAAAGUGGUACUGGAAUUUUUGUAUA